Messenger RNA from Iphiclides podalirius (scarce swallowtail), 621 nucleotides. The record is from the annotation of a GenBank genome assembly. NCBI's taxonomy places the organism in Eukaryota, Metazoa, Arthropoda, Insecta, Lepidoptera, Papilionidae.
AUGCGUACACUCUUACUAUUGGGCUUCCUCCUUUAUGACGUCUUUGCCUUUGCUUCGCGUAUAAAUAAUUACGAUUAUGAAGACGUCGAAGGAAAUAAAAGGCAUACGCUCGGCGAUGACAGGAGGAAUUGGAGAAAGAAAGCCUUACUGAAAACAUUAGACUCAGACCAUAAAGACUGGGACGAUAGGCGUAGAUUCGAACAAGACAAUAUGAGGUACACUGAAGACGACAAAGGUUACGGAGCAAUUGACAGACAGCGGGAAAUGGAUACUCCUUCAAGCGUAUUCCGAGGACAGAGGCGAUAUGACGAAUUAGAUAAAAUGAUCUCCGGGAUAAAUAAUGAUUUAAACCGCCCUUCAUCUCUCUUAGAAAAGGAUGUAGACAAGAAGAUAUCCAUGAACUGCGACCGGCUUCAUGAAAGAUACGAGCCCUGUUUCGCUGGGUGUGCAUCAGUCACCUGCGAUAAUCCCCAUGACCGGCUGCGACCAUGCUAUCCCUUUUGUGAGCCCGGCUGCAUAUGUGUGCAUCCGUACGUCCGUGACGACCGCACGCACAAAUGUGUCCUACCGGAAGAUUGCACGAAGGGUCUCAAAGGCAUUCCGGACUUGGGAGAUGACUUU